UCGCCGGGCGCGGCGAAAGGCCUGGAAAGGACCUGGCUCCGGCGGUGCCGUCCGGCCGCGGGCCGGGCCCGGCGGUGAGGCUCGGGCCGGAGGCUGCUGCCCGCUGCCGCGGGGCGCGGCGGGCCGGCCCUGCGGUGCCGCCAGCGCGGCUGACGCGGGGCUGCAGCGCGGGCGCCUCGGGCCGGGCCGGGGCCCGCGGCGGGAGGGCGGCCUGAGGCGGGGGCUCGGGGCGUCCUGAGGCGUUGAUGUCCUCUCUCUCCUCGGCAGCAGGACAUGGCAGCGCUGGGCAGAUCCUGUCAGGGCAUCCCCGCGGGCCCGGCCGUGGAGUUCCCCCAGGCCGCGGCCGCCGCCCCGGACGCGCAGCCCGGCGCCGCCGGCCACGGCCGCCUGCAGCCCCCCGUAACGAUAAUGGCCGGGAACGGGAACGACGGGGGCGAUGGCGGCGGCUCCUCCGGCCUCUAUCUGCAAAGCAGCUUCGACCUGGCCUCCCUGGCUGCGCUCGGCAGCUUCAGCGAGGGCUCGCCCGUGUUCCCGGUGGGCUCCUUCACGGCGGCGCGGCCCCCGCCCCACAGCCAUGUCUCUGUGCGCUGUGGAAAGAAGCAUAAGCUAGAAGAAGAGGCGGAAGGUUGUCCUGUGAGGAAGAAGAGACUGACAGGAGCCAAAACUUGCCCUUUGAAUCCCAACACAGAAGAAUGGAUUCUCUGUGCAGGUCAGCAGGCUGCUGGGGAGGUAGCAAGUCAGUAUGGUGGCAGCAGUCCUGAAACUGCCGUGUUAGAAAUGCCCUGUGAAGAAAUGGAUGAGACAAUGGGGGAACAGCAAUGCGAGGUUGCUCGCAGGAAGCUUCAGGAAAUUGAGGACAGGAGCCGUCCUUCUAUGGAGCUGGUGCUUUGGAAACCACUUCCUGAAUUUCUCACAGAUAAACUGAAGUCUGUUUCUGUUAAGAACUUGAAGCAACAGACUACAGAAAGUUGUCAAGCUAAGCAGUCAACAGCAAGAGCUGCUUUUGACCCACAGACUGAAACAUUCCCUGAAUCACAACAGACUGCCAUGUCUCCAGAUCCAUAUGCUAGUUUGGGAAUGUCUGGGUGUGCAGAAGAAGAAAUGGAGUUGUAGAUGCCAAAUCUUAGACUGGACGUGGUGAGCUUCUGAUGUUUUUUGUUGCCUUUUCUUAUCCCCUCUUUUCUUUCUGGUUUGAUGUGUGAAUCUAAAGUUUUAUUAUUUGUUUUUGUUUUUCCUACUAACAAUCAUAAGAAGGUGGAUUAGCCAGAAAAGUUCAGGAAACUGAAAAACAAAAACAAAAAACCUCCCACAAGAUUUCUGUACUCCAGUCUGUGAAAUACUCUUUUUACUGAGAAGGUAAUGCAGAGAGAGGCCUUUGGAAAAAGGAAGUAGCUUUCCAUCUUGCUUAAUGGUGAAAUAUCUUAAUUGUCCUUGGUAAACUAUAAAAUCCAAAUACUGAAUAUAGCUUAAGCCACAUCUUCCAUUCACUUGCUGAGCCAUUAAGACUUUGGUGCACAUACUAUACUUGGUCAGUUAUAGCUUAAUUUGAAUGACAAAAACAUACGGAAAGGAAGAAAUACUUUUGAGUCUGGUCACAGAUAAAAAAGCAUUCCCUAUGGAAAUACAGCUUUUCACAGCAUUGCAUCUGUGGCUGGUUUGUAGUUGACAUAAACUGAAAUGUAGACAUUAUACAUGCCUGCAGUGUGGUUAGGGCUGAGCCUAAGCCUUUUGUGCUGUACAGUGUGAAACCAGCUACUAACCUGCAAGGUAUCUGCUAACCUGGGUCAUCCUUGGUUCAUUGGCUCCUAAAUUGUGUUUGUGGGUUUUUUAUGUGCCCCUCCUCAAAUGAUGCGAAGUCUGGAGAAAAGUGUACUGUGAUUCUUUGUGUGCAUCACAUUGGGAGGUCAGUUGAAGAGUGUCACUUUUUAUUACAUAAAUGGCAUAAUUUAAUUGUUUUAAGCCUGGUAAGUAGAUCAGGUAACAGCUGAUUUUCUGCCAUGAAGAGGGUCAGAUGCUGAUUAUCCUUUGUAACCAGGUCCCAAAUACUCAGACUGCUGCCACUGGUAGUGAAGUAAAAAAGAUGCUUGACUUAUUCCUGAGGGAAUCUAGACUUAAAAUUUAAUUUAGAACAUAUGCCAUUAAUAUAAUGUCAGAUAGUUUAUAUAGUUUUAUGCCAAAAGAAUUUUGUACCCUGCUGAGGUUGUUAAGGAAUCCUCAACCAGUUACUGCUUGUACCUUUCCUCAAUGCACAACAGUUCCAUUAAGCUUGAAACCCUAAGACAAGGCAGAGAAUUUCUUCAGUCCUUGAGCUUCCUCAGAGGUAUCUUAAUUGAGGCUUUUUUGCAAUAAAUUAAUUUCCAGGUAAUAGGUUCUGUUCAGAGUCUUAGCAUCCCAGUCUGGUUUUGACAUCUUGCUAACAUAAAGGAGCACAAGUACACAGUAAUGCAGCUGUUCGCAUAAGAAAAUCUACUCAUCCUUUGCACAGCUAAUUGAUAAUCUUUGUGAUGAUGUUUCUUUCUGUUGAAUAACCCAUAGUUGAUAGUUUAAAAUCAAGCUUCUCUUUUUGCAGUCAUCCUUUCUUUUCUUCUGGCUGACAUCAGAAGCCUUGUUCAAAAGAUACCCCUAUUUGUUAAAUCCUAUCUUGCUUCUCUUGUUGAAGGUUGUAUGAAAUUUGCUGUCUCUUGCUAAGCCAUUUCAGAGCUUCACUAAAAACACUGUAGUAUUUGAAUAGCUGGAAACUGGUGUGUAACUUUACCAUUCUGGAAGUUUUACUGAAUUGGAGAAUGUGUGCAACUUUUUCUUGCUAUUAUGUCUAAUAUCAUUUCAGGAUCUGCUAUAAAUCUCCUGCAUGUACUGUGUAAAACUUCUAAUUUGUUACUAUUUAAGCUGCUGAACAUGCUUAAAAUCUAUAGCCUUUGACAUGCUACAUUGCUUGAGUAUAAAGCAGAGCCAUGCAGUUUGGAGAAGGCUAUAGCCACUGGAGGUAGAAAAUGUGGUGCCUCCAAAUAAUUACCCAUUUUUAAGCUUGCAGGAUUAUAGUGAAAGUUCAAAGUUGGAGCUUUUUUAGUUGAUAGUUCUGAAUCCUAAAUAAACUGAAAAGAAAGGAUAAAUAAAAAAUUUUAUUAAACCAUCUCACCAUCACUGAAAUUGUGACAGGAUGUAGGAAACUCAGGAGGGGUCUAGAUACACCAAAUUGAGCUGCAGGCUUUUUUCCUCUUCAAAAUGACAAAUUGCAUAUCAAAUUUGCAGGAGAAAUUUUUGAGGAUGGCUUUUAAGCAUCCUUUUGUGCUGUUAAGUUUGUACUAAAGGUUGACUUUCAGAGGUGUAUUUUUUUCUCCCAUCAUUCAGUGCUAAUACAGCAUCACUGACCCUGUUAUUCUGCCAUCUGAGACAAGAAUAUAGUGGUGGACCAUUGACAAAGACUAUGAGAUGGGAAAAAACUGUGUCCAAGAGAUGUGCUUUGGAAGGAAACAUUUUUUCUCAUAACUUGUUUCUGCCUUUGUGAUAGGAGAGAACAGAAUUGAGUCACUUAAAUUGAUGGGGCAGGAGAGUGGACUAGAGCAGGCCUCAAGCACCUAGGAGGACUGAGCAAGGUUCUUGCUGUAGCAUUCAUUUGGAGAGGGUAAGAGAGAACAAGCUACUGGGUGUUUUCAAACUUCUGUAUUUGUUUCAUUUGUUGUUGGCUUCUUUAAAAGACUAAAAAAUGCUGUUUACAAGCAGAAUGGCAAACAUUAUGCAGUAUUAGGAAAAACUUUAUUUUGAAACAUGGAAGAUCUGAUUCUGGUCUGUCUUCUCUGGGGACCAAAUCAUCCUUUGUAUGUCAGUUUUCAAUAAAUUUUCUAAAGUA
This is a messenger RNA of Apus apus (common swift), 3847 nucleotides long. RefSeq names its product coiled-coil domain containing 117 (gene CCDC117). Bases 274 to 1113 code for a protein of 279 amino acids. The transcript has 4 exons. Lineage: Eukaryota; Metazoa; Chordata; Aves; Apodiformes; Apodidae. The record is from RefSeq and is a predicted model, not a curated record.